Molecule: messenger RNA, 1290 nt
Organism: Puccinia triticina
Lineage: Eukaryota; Fungi; Basidiomycota; Pucciniomycetes; Pucciniales; Pucciniaceae
Exons: 15
Coding region: 1-1290 (429 amino acids)
Cellular component (GO): membrane
Molecular function (GO): lipase activity
Source: RefSeq, a predicted model, not a curated record
AUGAUCACGACGAGUGAAGUGGCGAAGCUCAUUCCAUCCGGCGCCGAGCAACAAGCGGCCCGGGAAGCGUUCGUGCAGAAGUACGGCACAUCGGCGUCCGCGUCGGCUUGGCCGAUACCCGAGGACCAGGAAUGGUACUGGAAACAGACCCCGCGGCCGGUCGACUUGCUGCCCAUCUGGAAAUUCGUCUUCGUUAAUCCCCUGUUGGAAAGCGUCGGUCUUCGCACAAACGACGACCCCACAUACGGAAGGUAUUCCCUGCCCUUUUCCCCGAGUGAAAAGCUGAUCCGGGACGACAAGAAAAUCACCUGCUGGGAUGGACGGGUGUUUCUGAAGGAUCGAGGCGACGGGCUCGUGGCUGAGCCGGUCGAAGACAAGACCUCCCAGUGGGUUUGGUACCAGGUGUGGUGGGACGAGGAGGCGUCAAAGCGUACAGGUGUCGAACUCGACUUAUUGUAUUGCCACGGCAUCUGUGAAUACGGAGGCACUUUUUCCAGAAACGCCCGCAAGUUCUUGGACGCAGGUUAUAGAUUGAUUGUCCCAGAUCUCCCAUCACAUGGCCGCAGUACUGGCUUCCAUGCAUACUUGACUAACCUGGACUGUCUGGCGCAUGCUGUCCAUGCUGUCCUGGCGGACAUCAUCAAGCGGGACUCGGCUGCGGGUCGUGCCCAACGGCCCGUGAUCGUGGCUGGCCAGAGCAUGGGCGGGUUUACGACCGUCCUGUAUGGCCUCUUGUACCACUCGCCGGCGGUCAAAAGUCGCCCGGUGAUCCGAGGCCUCCCGCAACCGAAACUGCUUGGCUUGAUACCACUAUGUCCAAUGCUGGCCAUAGCACCAGACUCAAGACCGGCAUAUGUGGUCGAGCUUUUCGCUAGAGCCGUGUCUCGGUUUGCCGGUAGAAUGCCGCUUGCGAAUGCCAACAAGGGCAAAAACACGCCAGAUUCCUGGUUUGAGGACCAGUUCAGGUGCGAUCCACAGAGCUACACCGGCAACUUGAGAAUCUCGACCGGGUUGAAGAUCCUAAAGGCACUUGACUUCACCAACGAACAUCUCGCCGACCUUGUCGUCUCGUUCCAAAUCAUGCAUGGAGGGAGUGAUCGAGUGACCAACCCCAGCGGAAGCAUAACCCUCUUCGAACAAUCUCGGUCGACCAAGAAAUCGAUCAAGAUCUACCCUUUCGUUGAACACAUCAUGAUGAGGAUCGGCAGAGAUGAAGAGGACGACCAGCCCCGUCAGAAAAUCCUGGACGACAUCGUCGAAUGGAUCGACGAAAUCAGGGCAAACCCAUAG